ACAUGCCGACCAGGGACAGACUCCCUCACCCUCACACACACCCACACAGCCCCGCAGAACUCGUGCACACACACAAACACACCUCAGAUGAUUAUGAUUGCUUUAUGACAAGCUCUUGAGGGAUGUAGCAGAAUGUGGUUGCGUCUCCACAGUAGCAAUAGUGUGGCACCCUUCAACCACUAAACCGUAACUCACACACCUACAUACAUACACAAACAGCCACGGUUAAACACACACACUCUGCCUCUCACAUGAGGAAUGAAGAAGGACGGGGGAGUCGGCAGCAAAAGCGAGGUCGGUCCCCCAGAGCCGCCAUCCAGCUCCCGCCACCGGCCCCCCGGUGGUGAGAGGGACUGACACGCUCAGAUAGGCAGCACUGUAGGUGCAUAGGAGACAUGGGUAACGGCGUGGGCCGUGAAGACAUCUCCCCGGCGGAGCUGGAUGCUCUAUGGAGGGAACAACCGUACGCCCUGGGAGGAAGCAACGAUCACUUCCCAGGAAAUUACAUCAUGACUAAAGGGUCAGAGGAGGGGGACGGGGAGGAGGGUCCGGGGGGUGACUCAGAGGAAGGGGGCCUAGAGCCGGCCAGCUACUGGAAGCGGAAGGAAGCCCUGCUCCAGAGCAGUACUGUAUCACUGGGCGUGGGGGAGAAAUUCUUCUCAGAGAUCUUGCUGGUGUUCAGCGGGCGGAGGCGGUCCACGGAGGUUCCCGACUCGUGCCUCCAGGAAGCCCUUCGGACUAGACUCAGAGUGGUGGAGAGCAACAGCCAGGACGUCAUCCAGCUCUUUAAGGACUUAUCUGCCCGCCUGGUGUCUGUCCAUGCUGAGAAAGACAGCUUUCUGCUUACCUUCAAGACCGUGGAAGAGGUCUGGAAGUUUUCAACCUACCUAGCACUAGGUUACGUAGCACGGUGUUUGGAGAACUUCCUGUUCGACCAUACCUUCUGGCUGGACCCAGAGCUGCUCAGUGACCUGGAGAUCAACGUGUCGGUGGAUGAGGAGCACCUGGCCACCCUCUACCUAGGCCUGGUGGUCCAAGAAGGCUCCUUCUUCGCCAAGGCCCUGUGCAGGAGCACUAAUCAGGAUGAGGAGUAUGAGGUGGAAGAGGAGCUGUCCUUCGAGAGGAAUGACCUGUUGAUGGUGAGGGACACCGGGCAGGACGGCAUGUGGGAGGGAACGCUGCUCUCCACCGGGCUCCACGGCUUGGCGCCCGUCAAAUCCAUGCAGCCCCUGCCUUACCCCUUCUACCAGUGGUUCCUGAGGAAGUACCCAGGGAUGGCUGGAUGCUCGCCAGCUGACAAGGAACACUUUGAAUACCCUAUUGUGAGCGGUACCUGUGUGGCCGUGGAGGACCACAGUCCGCUGGGGCGGGACGAGCUCCAGCUGAACAAAGGAGAUGUGGUGGAGAUCCAGGGCUUGCUGGUCCGAGGCCUGGACAUGUUCAUCGGCACACAGACGUCCACGGGACAAACUGGCUUCGUACGCAAGGCCCACGUUAGGCCUCUGGACGUUGUCCCACUAGACGGACAAUUGGUCUUUCUGACGGAGGAGGAGAGGGCUGCUCUGGCCCAGGUUAACCCCUGCAGCCCGGAGCCCAGCGAACCCAGCAGCCUGCUGGAGAGCCUGUUCUCAUCCGACAUCAGCUCUGUGUACAGGCUAGACAGAUUGGAUGAUUGUGACUUCAUGUACAUUAGAAACCGACCCAAACAAGACCACAAAGCCCUCGCCAGCGCCCGGCAGAGCGUCAUCUCGGAGCGGAGCGCCGGCACGCCGUCCUUCCACCACCACCACUCCACCGUCUCCCUGCCCUCCCCGCGGGCGCCCGUCUCCCCCCUGUCCUGCUCUCCGCGGCCUGCCUCCUACCACCCUGCCUUCAGCUCCCUGCGGCCCGGGCACGCCGACGCCGCGGCCGAGCCGCUGUCCUUCGCCCCGGAGGACACCUUCAGGGAGCUGGACGAGCUCCAGGAGGACCCGGCGUUCUACCUGGAGGACCGCAGCUGGGAGGGGGAGGACGCGGCCGCCGAGCUCAGCGACCCCACCCUCGACCUGCUGGACCACCCCGAGUUCCAGGAGGGCUUCUCUCCGCUCUACGACCUGCAGCACUCCUUCCUGGAGAUGACCUUCGGCGGGAGGAGCGAGGGGGAUCUGCUGAGCCACCUGGAGAGCGUCCGCGAGGCGGCCAAGCGGACCGCGAGGCACUGGGCACACAGGAGAGCGUGCUUCCUCCUGGGGCGGCUCUGUGCCAGGAGGAACAAAUACUCCCAGGCGCGCGUCUACUACGAGGAGGCCAUGAGCGUCGGUGUGGACGGCUUCUCCGACACGCCCCUCCUCCACGCUCUCUACAUCAACCUCACCGCCGUGUACCUCAAGCAGCGCAUGACCGACAAGCUGCCCCACACCCUGGAGAAGGCCUGCGCCAUGCUCCUGGGUUCCCCCGGCCACGCCUUCUCCUCCCUGGACGAGGUGGAGCUCCUCAACCUGCUGCUGCGGCGGUCGGUGGUGCAGGGCGACAAGCACCUGGAGGCCCGCGUCUGCUACCUGGCCUCCAGCCUCUUCCUGCGGCUGGGGAAGGUGGACGAGGCGCUGCCCUUCAUCGAGCGCCUGCAGUUCCUCAUGCUGACCCUGUCGGACGUCGAGGGGCGGCCCGCCAUCGCUCCCUUGGACCUGAACUGGCUGCUCAGCCAGCUCUACCACCGCAAGUACGUGCCCUUCCUGGCGCUGGCCGCGCUGAGCCUGGACUCCAGGCAGGACCACUCCCUCCCGGACGCCUUCCACAAGGUGGAGCUGUUCGUCCGGAACUCGGGCCGCCUGAACCCUCGCUGGAGGGAGGGCACGGCCCUGCUCCCCGCCCACAUCGUGGUGUACCUCCAGCAGGCCCUGGCCGUGGCCGAGCAAGGGAGGGACUGGAAGACCCAGAGGGACCUGUGCCUGGGGCUGGCGUCCGUCUACCAGCAGCACGGCGUGCUGGAGAAGGCGGUGGGCUGCGCCCAGCAGGCGGUGGAGACGGGGGGGUACAUCAACGAGGAGGAAGGGUUCCAGGCGUCCGUGCAGCUGGGCUGGCUGCUGGUGUUGACGGGCCAGACGGACCGGGCCCUGGACACCCUGGAGCCGCUGCUCACGUCUCUACAGGGGUCCGACAGCCCCACGCAGCGAGGGGUGAUCCACAACCUGCUGGCCCUGUGUCUCAGGCGCCAGGCCGGGGUCCCAGAGGCCGGCCGCCACCUCCACCGGGCCCUGGCCAUCGCUCGGGAGAGCGGGAACGAGAGGAACCAGGCCCUGGCGCUGGCCAACCUGGGCUGCCUGGCCAUCGACACUGGGGCCUCCUGCCUGGCUGAACGCUACCUGAUCAGAUCCUUACGUCUAUUCUGGGAUCUUGCGGAGAGCCCUUCGGAGGAGGAGCAUGUGCAGACGUACAUGUGGUUGGGGCGGAGCUACAAGGACACUGGGAGGAGUCGAGAUGCCAGGGCAUGUUAUGAGCUAGGGCUGCUGAUCGCCUUACACGCCAAAAACCUGCAUGGCCAGAUGGUAGUUGCCAAGGUGCUGAGCCGUCUCUACGCAGACAUGCUGCUGUACGGCCAGAGCAUCAUCUACUACGAACACUGUGUGUCCGUGUCGCGCCAGCUGAAGGACAAGCGGCUGGAGGGGGAAUAUCUGGAGAUCCUGAGUAGCCUCUACCUCUCACUAAACACAGAGAAGUCAUCUCGUAAAUCUCUAGACUACACCAAGCAGAGCCUGAGGAUCUCCAUCGACCUAGGCAAGAGAGAGGAGGAGUCAGAGACCUGGCUCCAGGUGGGCCGCAUCUACUACCUCAUCCACGAGGACGAGCUGGCGGACAUGUACCUCCAGGCUGCGGUGAAGACUGCACUUAGGAUGAAUGACCCUCAUUUUGCCAUGAGUAUCUACGAGGAGGCGGGGGACGUGUUCUUCAAGGGCCAUAGGAGCCGCAUGGCUUCACUGCCCUUCUUCAGGGACGGCAGCCUUCCGUUCGCCCGCAGCAUCCGAGACGUCCACUCGGAGUUCCGCCUGCUGAGUAAGCUGACCGAGCUGCUGAUGACGCAAGGCGACCAGGAGGAGGCGCUGCAGUACGCCACACUGGCCGUUCAGAUCGCCAGCAAAACAGGGGUGACCGUGAACGAGCGUACUGCCUACCACCGCCUGGCUACGGUGUACUACCGCCUGCAGCAGUACGAGCUGGCCGAGAACUACUACCUCAAGUCCCUGUCGCUCUGCCCCUCCCCGGAGGUGAUGCACCCCAUCCAGGCCCGCUACUUCACCCGCGUGUACACACGCCUCGGGGACCUCACGCUCUACCAGCUCAAGGACGCCUUCGACGCGGUGGGCUACUUCCACCUGGCCCUGGCCGCGGCCCUGGAGGACCAGACCCAGCCCCGGGCGCUGUACGUGGUCUACAUGAAGCUGGCCGAGAUCCACGCCCACCACUUGCCGGACCCCCAGCUGUGCCACACCUACAGAGACAGGGCCCACAGCCUGAGGCGGGUGCUGGCGGGGGAGGAGUCCCCCCGUUGUGGGAGAGAGGGAGGGACCCCCGGGGAGGUGUCGGGCGGGACGGGGGAGCGAGGCGACGUGGCCCGUCAAGCCGUCUGCUGUUGUGCGGCGGAGAACCAAGAGACGGAGUGCGCCAAGGAAGACGAGGUUUUCGGCGACGGCGAGCCAGAGACGGGGGACGACUCGGUGAGGACUCGCACGGAGACGGAGUGGGCCGACUGUGUGACCGGUGAGGAGGAAGAGGAGGAGGAGGAGAGGAGGAAGAGGAGGAGGAGGGAGGGGCUUUCCGAAGGCCGCAGUGUGUGUACGGCCAUCCGCCUCCGCCAGUCGGCCUCCGACAGCGCGCACACCGAGUCCUUCGCCACGGCCAGGGAGCACGUCACGGACUCGGCCCCCGAGAGUCGGAGCGACCCGAACCCCCACAGCGACGCCGACACCGGGAACAUCAGCCACGGAGCGUCGGGGGACAUCGACUCCAUCCCGGUCGAUCUCCCGGCCCUCGCCCAAACCCCAGAUGGAGCCGGAACGGGCCGGGUUGUGGACGAUACAGGAAGGGGCUGGGACCAAGACGUGGAUGUUUGUCAUGGAGUGACCGACGACGACGUCACUGGGAUUCUGAAGGGCGUUGGCGUUAGCGGUGGCGUUGGUGUCGGAGACAGUCCGUCUAAUAUUGACCAAAAACAGAGUUUGAACAACGGCAGUAGCCCGGCCAGCGAUGCACCGGCUGGUACCCGCACGAUGGAGUCUGUGGGCGAGGCCGUGGAGGACGUGAACAAACACAUGGGCUUAGACCACGUGUACACAUAGCCUGUAAGGUGGCACGUUAAACGCUUUAUGCCUGGUUCCUAAGUGGUUGAUUAACAGAAAACUGUUUGAUAUGUGUCUGUUUGUAAUGAUCCGAAACAUUUGCACUUGUAGAAAUACAAACGAUAUUAUGUAUGCUUGUGUAAAUGUAGAAUUUUCCGAGAUUCCUUUAUAUCCACCCGGCCAUUGAAGAAAGCAUAAGCCUGUUGUAAGUUUUUUGUAAAUACAUUUUUCAACUCAAAAAAAUGCCUUAAGGUAUGUGUAGUGGCGAUUUGUCCUUUAAUAAAACAAUAACUUGAAAAUUAAGAAAUCAAACUAAGCAACGUAAUCAAAAUAGCUACUGAGGCACCAGGGGGGACGAAUCUUACGCAGUGCAGGGGGGAAAAAAGCAAUAUGAAAUGAAUGACAUCACUCCGCAUCGAGCUGUGUUUCUACUACAGUGUUUCUCAGUCGCGUUGGUACAUUUCUCAGAUCAGAAUUGAAAUUUGCAUAACAGUUCGUGCAUUUCUCACAAUUCGUACAAAUAGCAAAACACCAUGGAUUUCAUGCAAAAGCCAUUCUCUUGCUCAAAAUCCUUAGUUAGUUUCUCAAAAGUAAAUAUCUGUGUCAAUGAACAUGUCAGUGCCAUCACAAUGACAAGUCCUUGUGUCAUUGUGUACGGAUAAGACAGUCAAAUUGCUUAGUCAUGUUGUCAAUAUAACAGUGUACUCUGGAGGGAUGUUCUGAUGUAAACUAUGGCUAAAGCUUUGAAGAAAAUUAUUGUAAAUUAAUGUAAGUUACACCUUAGUGUAUGUGGCAGAUUGAUUGCAGGAGACUGGACAAGAUUCACAUUUACGCUUUGACUGUUUGUACUGCAAUUUGUUGACAGACCAUGUCAUUGCAAGAAAUGUGAACAUAGGAAAAUCUCCUUGAGGUAAACUGUACAUGCAUUGCUGUAGGAAUUACAGUGCAGUCUUCCUACACCUCCUGACGUUCCUGUCUGUUGGGCCACAAAUUCUCAUUCUCAUGCAGCCUCACUCCUGUUCCUCUUCUUCUUCUCUCUGGCUGUUGACCCCGUCCAAUUCCUUGUCCUUCCAUUGUCAGACAAUGUAACAUUGUGUUGUGCUCCAGCUAUAUAUAUACUUGCCAGUUCAUGGUUCAGGAGAUGCACCUUUGAGCUAUUCAAGUAAACUGGUUGAUCGUUGGUUGAUCUAACACUUCACACAUUUCCCUUCUUUAGAGAAAGUCAAGAUUCACCUGGUAGCAAUUUACCAAUUCAGGACAGAUUUAGAAAAAAUGUGUAAUGGAAAUGUAUAGAAAUAUGCUUGCCAUAUUAUGACAACUUGUUCAACCAUUUUGCAUGUACAGACUUAUGCAAUGAACUAAUGCCUAAAUGUUGUGGGGGUGAGACUUUUCAAUAGAGACCCAUUCCAAUACAUUUUGAUCAACAUGACAUAAGCAAUUGAUGUCGGAAAGAGCAGAGAAUUGUGCAUAAUCAUUUGCAUGAAUGUACCAAAGCAUUUGCAACUUGUUCAAAGAAAUGUUCAAAGAAAUGUACCAAAGCGACUGAGAAAAACUGUAAAAAGAUUAAGGCCAGCCAAUGUUGUUCCUAGGUCAGCCGGAAGAGGGCAGCAGAGUGCAGCUGCUGACGCGGAGACUACGCGGUUAUAACGUUCAAUGGCAACAAGUGGAUGAUAAACUUAGAGAGAGAGAGAGAGAGAGAGAGAGAGAGAGAGAGAGAGAGAGAGAGAGAGAGAGAGAGAGAGAGAGCGAGAGCGCGCGGGAUUUAAGCGUAUUUGGCAUUCAAUGGUGUUGACUUCAUAUUGGACUCAAACAUAAAAUCAAUUUAAUUGCACCAGGAGUCCAAUAAUGCUAUCCAUCUGUGCAGUGCAUUCCAUUUCCAAACGGCAAGGUUGUUUAUGGCACUUCACCGGUCAACCGUGGUUCAGACCAAUGACAAAUCAACCAGUUGUCUAACUAACACUAAGAUAACCGGUUGAUUUGUCAUUGUUCUGAUGAAACGUUGGUCAUCAGAGUAAUGUCAUAGCGACAUCAUAGCAAUAUUUCUCCUCGACCGGUUGGCCUACAAUACACGCAACUACGAAAGAGGAUUAGGGCCACUCACAAUAAAAACAGAAGGUGUUAGGCCUACUUUAUUCUCAGAAUUAUUAACUAUGGAAUUCUGAGAAUAAUAUCAGAAUUCUGGCUUUAAUCUCAGAAAUCUGACGUUAAUGUCAGAGUUCUGAGAAUGAACUCGGAACUCUGAGUUCUCAGUUUUGUGUGGCCAAUCCUCUUCUGUACGCCACCCGCAGGGUUCCCCAUACAUUGUGAGUCAUUGAGAGACAAUAGAUAAAGAAUUGGUAUGCAGCGCUCGAUUUUCAGUGCUUCCUAUAGGAAUGAGUUUGACAAGUUCCCACCAAACAAUUAAGUGUUGAUUAGUUCUUCCUAUUUAAGUAUUCAGAGCAUUGGUAGGAAAUGGAAUCUUGGCUUUGCAGGUUUCCUGGCAACCGUAUGAAUACUAACCGCACACAAGGGCUCAUUAUCAGCAGGAGCGGCAGAGGGCAGGUUCCGUGUUCGUUGGUUAACAACCCUGAACCACAAACGCCUCAUGAAUCAAUACAGUCUGCGGGGCAAAAUGUCAAAUAUUAAAGCCAUAACUUUGAUGUCAUCUGCGAUACGGGUGAAAGAGCUUGUAUUAAUUUGCAUGACAAUCCCUUAGGUACUGCUCAUUAUUCGUUUUGAUUUGUCCAAAGCAAAUUGUAAAUAAUGAGCAGAGAGAAUAUAUGACGUCUCACUCAAGGAUGACUUCAGGUAAGGCAGAGAACAUUUGCUCUUCAAACCUUGAAUAUUUUCCCUCUGAGCCAAAUAUACUUAUUAAUGCCUGUCCAAUUAUUAUCAUUGACAUCAUUGUCUGUUGCUUUCUUUACAUUGUAUGACCUGCCGUUUCAAGUAUUAUCUGAGGUAGAUUG
Messenger RNA from Gadus chalcogrammus (walleye pollock), 8257 nucleotides. RefSeq names its product SH3 domain and tetratricopeptide repeats 2 (gene sh3tc2). Gene Ontology annotation, biological process: regulation of intracellular protein transport; regulation of ERBB signaling pathway. The coding region runs from base 396 to 5312 and encodes 1638 amino acids. The transcript has 23 exons. The record is from RefSeq and is a predicted model, not a curated record. Gene Ontology annotation, molecular function: protein binding. NCBI's taxonomy places the organism in Eukaryota, Metazoa, Chordata, Actinopteri, Gadiformes, Gadidae. Gene Ontology annotation, cellular component: recycling endosome.